GCAGUGACGGCUUUGUUCUUUGUCAUGUCAUCCGUCUCGCGCUCUGACAUUCAGCUCCUUCCUGCCACUGCCGGGGACUAUGAGGCCAUCAUGGAUAUCUCUGGUGGUAUCUACAAUGGAGUCGAUUACCUGCCGUUCAGGUACUACACGUGGUUGAACGACACUAAUAGGAGGAUGUUUGUCGCCAAAUCAGAGGGGAAAGUGGUGGGCUUUGAAUCUUUUUUACUGGUGGAUGGUGGCAUCACAGCCGUGUUGCAGGGUCUCCGUGUUGCCCCCUGGAUGCAAGGUCACGGAGUGGCAGGAAUACUUCAAAAAGGUUGCAUCGAUACCUUAAGAUCUGACCACCCCGAAGUCACCAGAGUUCGCCUGACUCGUGUAGAAGACCCUCCCGCUGCCAUGUUAAAUAAGUAUCGAAUUCUACAUUCCAAGGCUGUUGUUUCAGUUUGUAUUCCUCGCGCGCAGCUGGAAAAGGCCAUCAAAGAUCUGGAGUCAAGGGUUGACGGUGUGAUCGGAGAGCAAUCUAUUCCGCCUAAGGUGGUGAGGCAUUCUGAGGUCCACAGUUUAUUCAAAGAACACAUCAGAGAGGAGAAUCUUCUUCCAGGAGGCUUCCUCAUGCAAGCAUGGCUUCCAAUUACCACCCACAAGGCCAAUCUUGAUUUAAUGCAGCGCUGGGGAAUUCACUGGCUUUGCUCCUACCCAUGUGAUGUCACUAGCUCCUCGGCAUCCCGUGAUGUCAUGGGCAACGUCAAUAAUAGUGAAACAAAUAUACACAAUUUCCCUGCCUCCUCUGAUGCCCUUCCCUUGUCGCAGACCUUCUCGGGGUUCCUCAGCCUUGGAACCCCUCUAAUCCCGGUCCCCUUAGGCAACGAUCAACAUCGCUUAGACAUUGACUUGUUUGGAACUCACCCAUCUUAUGCCAAAAGUCACGUCCUGUUUCAUUUGAAGGAAGGCGUAAGGAAACUGCCCAAUGGGGGCAGCAUUGUCUGCAAUGUGUACGCCGAGGAGAACCUGCGCGAUGAGCUCACUGGCUUUUUUCAAGGGUUAACCCCCUUCUAUCUGUGCAGGGAACAACUAGUACUGGAGAUGGAAAUCUAACCUACUGUGUCUGUCUUUAGAGGCUUGAAAGGAGAGUCUUUGCAAUGAGGUCCCGGUGGAGGCAGAAGCUACCAAAGUGCUGAGUCUGCAGUUUAUAUAUGUGUGUGUGUGCGUGUGUGUGUGUGCGUGUUCUCAGCCCUUCCCCCACACUCUGAGGUUUUUUUUUGUUGCCAAACCCUGUGAUUGUUCUAGAUGUCUGAGACUAGAGGUCCAAAAGGUUCCUGGCUGUAUGUCCCUGCGUGUUAGUCCUAGAGGUGAAAGGCUGUGUGUCCUUGGGUGACUGAAGAAGGCGCGCCAGGCUUUGCAUUACAUAUUAAUGUUCCUCUGCCUGGACUCUGCCCUCAGUAAUAAAUGCCAUCAGAGUCUCAAUAUCUCUCUAACAUAGCUCUGUAUCUGUCUGUGUUCUAAUAAAUGUAUACCUCAGUA
Spea bombifrons (plains spadefoot toad) is the source of this 1521-nucleotide messenger RNA. RefSeq names its product histidine N-acetyltransferase-like. The record is from RefSeq and is a predicted model, not a curated record. The transcript has 3 exons. Lineage: Eukaryota; Metazoa; Chordata; Amphibia; Anura; Pelobatidae. The coding region runs from base 25 to 1095 and encodes 356 amino acids. Gene Ontology annotation, molecular function: acyltransferase activity, transferring groups other than amino-acyl groups.